Messenger RNA from Neodiprion virginianus, 3729 nucleotides. It is a transcript of the gene S6k, whose product is annotated as ribosomal protein S6 kinase beta-1. NCBI's taxonomy places the organism in Eukaryota, Metazoa, Arthropoda, Insecta, Hymenoptera, Diprionidae. Gene Ontology annotation, biological process: protein phosphorylation; signal transduction. The transcript is spliced from 14 exons. Bases 176 to 1621 code for a protein of 481 amino acids. Gene Ontology annotation, molecular function: ATP binding; protein serine/threonine kinase activity. The record is from RefSeq and is a predicted model, not a curated record.
GCAGACCGUCGAGUCGAGUAUCGUACGUACCUAACCCCAAUCGCGAGGUGAUCGCACACAUGAAGGCAGGCGUGGAGUGAAGCAAGUAAAACCAAAGUAAAGCAACGUAACACGAGUGUGUGCACGGUGAUUUUAACGACGGAAGAAUUUCACCACUGUAAGAGUGUUAUGUGAGAUGAGUGAACGUGAUAUCGGUAACACACAUAAUAUGGCAGGAGUGUUUGAUAUAGAAUUACCCGACGCUGACACGGUCCAGGAUGAUUCGGACGACGAUGUCAUCGAGAUUGGAGAGGGAGAGUACGACGAUGAUCCCAAUGUCAAUGCGAUAAUCGAGUCCGAAGACUUGGAAACCGUUCAAUUGUCUGAACAAAAUGUAAAUACAGGAAAGGAAAAGACCGGUCCCCAGGAUUUUGAACUGCGCAAAGUUUUAGGAAAGGGGGGAUACGGCAAAGUUUUUCAAGUGCGCAAAGUUACUGGCCAAGAUAGCGGAACAAUUUUUGCUAUGAAGGUGCUACGCAAAGCGUCCAUAGUUCGAAACCAAAAAGACACAGCUCAUACCAAAGCAGAGAGAAACAUAUUAGAAGCUGUAAAGCACCCCUUUAUCGUCGAUUUAAUGUAUGCUUUUCAAACUGGAGGCAAACUAUACUUGAUUCUUGAAUAUUUGAGCGGCGGAGAGCUAUUCAUGCAUUUGGAACGUGAAGGAAUUUUCCUUGAAGACACAGCUUGUUUUUACUUGUCCGAAAUUAUAUUGGCCCUUGAGCAUCUCCACAUCCAGGGCAUUAUAUACAGAGACUUAAAGCCAGAGAAUAUCCUUUUGGAUGCCCAGGGACACGUGAAACUAACUGAUUUCGGAUUGUGCAAGGAACAUAUACAGGAAGGAAUAGUCACUCAUACUUUUUGCGGAACUAUAGAAUACAUGGCACCGGAAAUCUUGACAAGAAGCGGACACGGCAAAGCUGUUGACUGGUGGAGCCUGGGUGCUCUGAUGUACGACAUGCUUACCGGCGCUCCCCCAUUCACGGCGGAGAACAGAAAGAAGACGAUUGAAAAGAUAUUGAAGGGAAAAUUGAAUUUACCGCAAUAUUUGACUCCCGAUGCAAGAGAUCUCAUUCGAAAAUUGUUGAAGAGACAAGUACAGCAGAGGCUUGGAUCUGGUCCGGGCGACGGAGAUGCAAUCAGAAUUCACCAAUUCUUCAAACAUAUAAAUUGGCAAGAUGUCGCAUCUCGCAAACUCGAACCUCCCAUAAAACCAUCUUUGAGCUCCGAGGACGAUGUUUCGCAAUUUGACACGAAAUUCACGAGACAAACGCCGAUUGAUUCUCCGGACGAAUCUACGCUCAGUGAGUCCGCCAAUAUGGUUUUUCAGGGAUUUACCUACGUUGCGCCAAGCGUCCUGGACGAAAUGUACACGCAACCACGUAUCGUCAAGGCCAGGAGCCCUAGAAAGUGCGUGCUUGGCAGUAGUCAGAGCGGUGGUCUGCGUAGCUUCUCACCAAGGACACCUCAUGCUCAUCUACACCCAACCUCGCACUUCCUAAACCAUAGGCAUCAUCCAAUGGACCACAAUACCAUGGAAGAUGCAGAAAUGAUGGAGAUAGGCCAAUUGCCUGGUCAUGUAUAGUGGUUGCAGCGCAAUAGUAUGGGCUGAUAAUUUUUUCAGCUGCUGGGCUUCUGUGACAAAUCCUAGGAGUUCUGUGGGAUGGAUUUUUAUAAAAAUGACAGAAAACUUAUGAUAUGAUAGAAAAAAAAGAGAGAAAAUAAUAUGGUUGUUUGUAAUACAAAAAUGAGGAGGGAUUAGCAGGUUACUUUUACUUGGGGGCUGUACGAUCGUUAUGACGAAGUGAAGCUGAGAUUUUUGAAAACUGUUUAUUAACGAUCCCUGUGCCAAUUUAAAUACAAAUUCGAUUCACUGGCGGGAACGUCGAGGGGUAAUAAGUUAUUUACAAAUCGUUAUGCUCGCCCAGCAGCAACAUUUAGCUAAUUCGUUUUUUUUUUUUUUAACUGAAUAUAAAAAAAUAAUUAUAAAUAUAAUAUUAGUUAAGAGAUCGUGCUUGAAGAGCGGCGGUGCUGCCUGCCAACAGAUCCGGGAAAAGGCCUACACUUAUGACAAAUUAUGAAGAAAAAAAACAAAGAAAAUCGAAACAUAUAGAACAAGGAAAUAAUCAAUCAUCGUACAGCGUGAAAUAUUGCAUUCGAGAAACGAUUCAUUUCACCUUCACUCUGAUUUUGUUUCUUUUUUUAUUUUUUUCGAUAUUAAUCGCAAGGUAGAUACUCGUUUAAUAUGUAUAGUAUAUCACUUAAAUACCAUAAAAUUCUCGGCGAUUUCACAGAUAUUUUACAUUUACAUUAAUAUUAUUAUACGUACAUUACAAACACCGAGAAUCGUCGGAAAUGGAAAUCCAACAGUAAAUGAAUAAAUUCACAAUUAUUGAUGGCCUUAGGCUACUGCGGCUGCUCCGCCACUGGCUUGAAGCUUGUACCACACAAACUGUUCAUCGAGUGAGAGUUAUUCACAGGGGUACAAAGCUGUUUCAGUAGAAUCAUAUUACGAAUGUAUACUACAGCUUUUACUCUCUCUCUUCAUCGCGGUUUCUCUUGACUCUUGACCACCGGGUACAAGAAAGCGGGGGAAAAAGCAAAAAAAAUUUACAAUUGUAGAAGAAGGGAAUCCUAUAAGAGUAUCCAAAGAAUAUACCUUAGAUGCUUAGUUCCAACUAAUUAGAUGCAUAGUAGCACAGAUAUUACAUUUUAUUUCAUCUUAAUAAUUUUUUAUUUUUUUGUGGUCAUUAAGUUUACGAUGUACAAUUUCUAUGAAAAACACAACGUGUGCAGUCUUCAAAUACAUUUUCUUUCUUCUUUUCACUCUUUUGUUUCUUCUUUUUUAUUUGUGGGCAUAGAAAAAUCUCUAAUACCUUAAACAACGUAUCUUACAAUUUUAUAUUGCCUUUAUUUUUAUUCCAUUUCUGUUUGGAUGAAAGGUAAAAAGUGAAAAUAACAACGGUCGCAGAUCUCACAAAAACAUCUUCGUUUAAUUUUGAUAAUAGAAAUUGAGGAAAUCUCAAGAAAUUUUUCACGACGAAGAUGUAUUCCGCGUACUUAAGCGUUUAUUGCGCAUUGUUAUAGAAACAAAAAUUAACCGAGAGACUAUUUAUUCUCUGAUUAUCCUGUCCUCUUUGUUCGACUCUCUCUCUUUCUCUCUCUCUCUCUCUCUCUCUCUCUCUCUCUCUCUCUCUCUCUUUCUCUUUCUGCAAGCAGCCGCAAUGGAGCUAAAUCAAAAAAUAUUCAAAUCCACACUACAACCACAGAAUAUAGUUGUUAAUAUGAAGAAAUAAAUACAUAGUCAUAUCAAUGUCAGUAUCAGCGAUACAAUUUUCUGAUUGGCUACGAGGAUAAUAAUUAAAUAAAAAAAAAAGGAUUUAAAAAAAAAAAAAAACAAGAAACGAAUGAAAACAAAAAUAUAAAAAAAAGCGAAACAUUUGUUCAUCGUAAUCUGCAUGUUAUAGUAAAGUAAGGUGCUUCUUUUAUAUUUUUAUAUCAUACGUAUAAAUUGAGAGUAUAUAACAUACAAUUUAUCUCUUGUGUACUACGAUAAUAAUAAUUGUGAAAUUUUGGUAUUUCCCCUACCUAUGAUUCUACUGAACAGGACAAAAGCCGUGUGCGAAAUAAUGAAAAAAAGGAGCAAAAAAAAAAAAAAAUUGCCACAUGAUAACAAGUUAUUUAAGAUCCUAA